This is a messenger RNA of Purpureocillium takamizusanense, 1557 nucleotides long. RefSeq lists its product as uncharacterized. The transcript has 6 exons. The record is from RefSeq and is a predicted model, not a curated record. Lineage: Eukaryota; Fungi; Ascomycota; Sordariomycetes; Hypocreales; Ophiocordycipitaceae. Bases 1 to 1557 code for a protein of 518 amino acids.
AUGAUGUGGCCACGAGCAUCUCUCAUUGCAAGUGCCUUUUUUGGCCUUUUAUUCGCCUCUGCAGAUGGCCGGUGCGGUAGCAUUGAUGUCUCCGCGCCGACGUCUGCUCCCCACGAUGCCUCCAAGCCGGUCGACCACGCCUUUGCCUCCUUUUCUCUGCCGGCGCACUUCUUUGCCGACUUUACCGGCAACAAGAGCCACCCCAACCUCUUCUCCCGCGACAUAUUCGAUCUUCUGCACAAGAAGACGGGGGCGCACCCAUAUGUGCGUGUAGGGGGCACCUCAACCGACCGCGUAGUAUACAACGCCUCGCAGGAACAGGCCGUCCUCCUCUCCGAUAAGUCAGAAAACGGCAUCCCCGCCGAAGUUCUCGUCGGCCCGUCCUGGUUCGAGGGCUUCGCCAACUUCCCCGGCUCGCUGUGGAACUUCCAGGCCAACCUGGGGCUCAACGCGUCGACCUCGCUUGACAACACCAUCGAGGUGUGCCGGCUCGUCGUGCGGGCUCUGCGGCGCGACCUAAUCGCCUUGGAGAUUGGCAACGAGCCGGACUUGUACCCGACGAGGGUGCGGCCGGCCAACUACACCGUCGUGGACUACGUGCGCGAGUGGAACCGCUACGCAGACGCCAUCUCGAGGCGGGUGCUCCGGGGGAACGGAUAUGGGCUGGAGGAGUGGAGGUUUUUCCAGGGCCUCGUGUAUGCCAACGAGACGCUUGGGACGUUUUCGACUCAAGCAGCCUUUGAUGCGGGCGUGGACAAGACGCGGCACAUCAAAUCCGUGUCUCUUCACCACUACACGGCUGGCAACCAGGAAUGGGUUCGACUACAAAACACCUUCAUGAACCACACCGCCGUGCAGCGAAGCCUAGGCGUGUUCCGCCGCGACAUUGACUUCCUCAAGAACUACGAUCCCAGCAUCACGUUUCUCCUCGGCGAGACCAACAGCGACUACAUGAACCUCAACAUGGCCCAGGUCGAGGGCGUGUUUGGCAGCGCGCUCUGGCUCAUCGACUAUCUCCUCUACGGCAUGACCAUGAACAUUGCGCGCUUCAACCUCAUCCAGGGCGUGACGUUUGGCUACACCGGCUGGGUGCCCGUCCCCUACGCGGGUCGCGAUCCCUACGUCCGGCCCCCGCUCUACGGCCAGAUCGUCGUCGCCGACGCCAUCGGCCGCGCGCCCACCAAAGUGCAGGUCAAGGAGAUUGACCUCGAGCGCUGGGACGUGUCUGCGUACGCCGUGUACGAAGCCCGCAGGUUGGCCAAGUACGUGCUCAUCAACCUGGACGAGUGGAACGUCACGACGCCGCAUGCCCGCCCAUCGCAGAAGCUCUCGCUGAGCGUGCCAGACGAGGUGAGGCGCGCGAGCGUGACGAGACUAACUGGCGAUGGGGCGAGCGCCGACGAGGGCAUCGCCUGGGGGGGCGUGAGCUGGAACUAUACGGACGGAAGGCUUGCGCAGACGGGGCGGGAGGGGAUCGAGACGGUCAGGGUGAAGGAUGGCAAGGUCAAGGUCGAGCUGCAGUCAAGUGAGGCUGUCUUGGUGACUUUGCACGGAUGA